Molecule: messenger RNA, 2337 nt
Organism: Macadamia integrifolia
Lineage: Eukaryota; Viridiplantae; Streptophyta; Magnoliopsida; Proteales; Proteaceae
Product: actin-related protein 6
Exons: 9
Coding region: 171-1466 (431 amino acids)
Cellular component (GO): Swr1 complex
Molecular function (GO): nucleosome binding
Source: RefSeq, a predicted model, not a curated record
GUAAGUACUCCCGAGUCGCUCCCUCCCAUCUCUCCCUCUGUAGUAGUCGCAGGGGUUCAGAAGGAACACCACGGUUUCAAAGAAUUCGAACGGUAGAGCCGUAAUCUUUCGAAAGGCUCGAACGUUCUUCUUCGGCAAGGCACGGGAAUUAGAAGUGGGAAGGGAGAGAGAUGUCAAACGUGGUGGUUCUGGACAAUGGUGGAGGACUGUGCAAGGCUGGAAUUGGUGGUGACAGGAACCCAACAGCAGUGGUGCCUAACUGCCUGGGCCGCCCUUCUGCCUCCAAGAAAUGGCUGGUUGCUGACCAACUUCAAGCUUGCGAAGACCUGACUUCGGCCACACUCCGCCGCCCAUUUGAUCGCGGCUACCUUAUCAACCCAGACCUCCAGAAAGAAGUUUGGGAUCGGAUAUUCCGUUCCCUUCUCCAUGUUGACCCUACAGCCUCGUCCCUUCUCCUCGUGGAGCCCCUUUUUAAUCUCCCUUCUAUCCAGCAUGCCACCGAUGAGCUUGUCUUUGAGGAUUUUGGGUUCCGCUCCCUUUAUAUUGCCGACUCCCCCUCUCUUGUCCACCUCUAUGAGGCCAGUCACCGUCCUGAUGGUCUCAUCUCCAAGGCCCAAUGCAGCCUUGUUGUUGAUUCUGGCUUCUCGUUCACCCAUGCUGCUCCAGUGCUUCAGAAUUUCACGAUCAACUAUGCUGUGAAGCGGCUUGAUCUUGGCGGUAAGGCCCUCACUAAUUACCUCAAGGAGCUUGUAUCUUAUCGAUCCAUCAAUGUCAUGGAUGAGACUUUUCUAAUGGAUGAUGUCAAGGAGAAGCUUUGUUUUAUUUCCCUUGAUGUCCCUCGUGACCUCCAGAUUGCCAGGAGACGCGGAAGGGACAAUCUUUUCAGGUGCAGUUAUGUCCUUCCUGAUGGUGUAACACAUAUGAAAGGUUUUGUAAAGGACUUGGAUGUAGCACAGAGAUGCCUCACUAUGCCGGAUGAGGACCUGUCUCAACCAGUAGAAGGAAGGGAAGAUGGUCAUUCAGAAUUUGCAGAAAAACUUGAAGACAGAAAGAGAAUCGAUUUGACAAAAACUGAGGUUACCUUGACAAAUGAGCGUUUCCUUGUACCAGAGAUGAUUUUCCAUCCUGCUGAUUUAGGCAUGAACCAGGCUGGACUGGCAGAGUGCAUUGUUCGAGCUGUAAAUUCUUGCCAUCCUCACCUUCACCCAGUACUCUAUGAAAGCAUCAUCUUGACUGGUGGAAGUACAUUGUUUCCACGAUUUGCUGAGAGACUGGAAAAGGAGCUACGUCCUCUUGUACCUGAUAACUACCAAGUGAAGAUAACAACUCAAGAAGAUCCCAUUUUGGGUGUUUGGAGAGGGGGUUCACUUCUGGCAUCUAGUCCGGAUUUUGAGGAAAUGUGUGUUACUAAGUCUGAGUACGAGGAGCUUGGAUCUGCUCGCUGUCGCCGCCGCUUUUUCCACUGAGCAUCUGUGCAAAGAAGGGUAUCAGAGGCAAGAUUCAAAUUUCAUUUAUUGAGGUCAACCUGAAUAAGUAAAGAUGCCCAACUGCUUGGACAAAGUGCCAGUAUACCCACCUGCAAGGAUUGAAAUGCUCCAUGGAGCAUUUUAUGUGAAAAGAGUAUAUUUUAGGGAGUACUCCUUGUCAUAACUGGUUUCAUGAGUUCAUUUUAUACCUGAAACAUGAAGAAUCUGAGUUGCAGAAUCUACACCAAAUGGUACAAGAUAUGCAAACAUCAAAGCAGAUUGCCGCAUUUCACUGCCUGUUCGCAAGAGUCAUUGUGCCAUUUGAACCCACUGCUGCUCUAGCUUCCAGAAAGAGAGUUCACUUCUUCUGUUUCAGUAUGAAGCAUGGUUUUCUGUUCUUGGAAACAGGAAGGCUGGUGUUAUGAAAGGAUUUGAACAGGGAUCUGAUUUGGCAAAUUGGUUGGUCGACCUGUUCCACACCUCAUCCCGUUCCCAUUUGACAAAUUACAGCCAGAUGGCCAUCUGCCUUUCGAUUUUCAAUGGUAAUUGUUUGGAGAGAAAACUGGUGGCCAUAUGAUUGAUGUCAACCAGGAGAUCUCAAAUGUGGCUUUACCAGAAGUUCUGCCGUAAGUUGGACAAUCUCUGCCUCAUCAACCAUCCAGUAGGUGAAAAAAAUCUGCAUUUCUUGACUUCAAAGCCUUCUUGUCAUAGCAGUUAACCCUUUCUGCUCUUUUGUAAAUCAACAAGUACAUUUUGGGGCAUGGAGCCAUGGAGAUCACUGUCACUCACUUCUGCCCAUUUUUCUUUUGUUGCUUCAAAUUGUCUGUUUUACCUACCUCUGAUACUUCAAUUUUCUGAAUCCACGCUUUAC